AGAUUAUAAUGCAAGAUAAGGAGAACCGACACAUCGCGCGCCUAAUUUUCAAACGAUGAUUUCUUGUCACGUGAUUGAUUUUAAUUCGCUCGCGUCCGAGUUUGAAGAUAGGUGGCGCUGAAGCUCGCUCCUCCUUCCCUCCAGCUUUCACGUUUUCACUUGUUUUUCUUCAAAUUGAGGUACACGUUCUGAAAAAUAUUAUCAUGGAGACGAACAACGUGAUAAAACCCGGCAAGAAAGGUAAAAGGGGAAUAAUAUAUUUGUCAACAAUCCCGAAAUAUAUGAAUGUCACAAUGAUUCGAGAAAUAUUCUCGGGUUAUGGCAAAGUGGACAGAGUGUAUUUACAACUCGACGAAAAUGAGGCACAGUCGGUGAAGAAGAAGCGGAGAAAAGCAAUCAAGCAUUUCACUGAAGGCUGGGUAGAGUUUGAAAGCAAGAAAGUAGCAAAAUUUGUAGCUGCGACCUUAAACAACACUCAAAUAUCUACGAGAAAGAAAAGCAAGUUCUUUGAUGUUAUAUGGAAUAUAAAGUACUUGCCUAGAUUUAAAUGGAUUCACUUGAGCGAGCGCUUAGCAUACGAACGUGCUGUGCAUAAACAAAGACUUUUGACUGAAAUAGCACAAGCUAAGAGAGAAGUUAACUUCUUCUCGUAUAAUGUGGAUAGGAGUAAGAAAUUACUUAAGAAACAAAAACAAGGAGGGGAAACGACUUUCAAAUUGCCUGAAGUUAAACAAAGAGACACUGAUAGUGAGAUAAGAAAUAGAAAAGCAGAAAAGAUGGAUGCGGAAGAUAGGACAGAAUUUCUUAAAUCGAUAUUUGGAUAAAAUUAUAAAUUCAGUGUGUGUAUAUAUAGGUAUUGUACAGCUAUAUACCAUGUUCAUAAUGAUUAAGUCUACAGAGGAACAUGAAUUGUUAAAUCGUUUUAUAAUAAAACUCGUUUUUUUAUAA
This is a messenger RNA of Camponotus floridanus (Florida carpenter ant), 948 nucleotides long. Its product is annotated as activator of basal transcription 1. Lineage: Eukaryota; Metazoa; Arthropoda; Insecta; Hymenoptera; Formicidae. Gene Ontology annotation, molecular function: RNA binding. Gene Ontology annotation, cellular component: nucleolus. The record is from RefSeq and is a predicted model, not a curated record. The transcript is spliced from 3 exons. Bases 204 to 824 code for a protein of 206 amino acids. Gene Ontology annotation, biological process: small-subunit processome assembly; endonucleolytic cleavage in 5'-ETS of tricistronic rRNA transcript (SSU-rRNA, 5.8S rRNA, LSU-rRNA); endonucleolytic cleavage in ITS1 to separate SSU-rRNA from 5.8S rRNA and LSU-rRNA from tricistronic rRNA transcript (SSU-rRNA, 5.8S rRNA, LSU-rRNA).